Molecule: messenger RNA, 1740 nt
Organism: Salvia miltiorrhiza (redroot sage)
Lineage: Eukaryota; Viridiplantae; Streptophyta; Magnoliopsida; Lamiales; Lamiaceae
Product: peroxidase 5-like
Exons: 2
Coding region: 69-1490 (473 amino acids)
Biological process (GO): hydrogen peroxide catabolic process; response to oxidative stress
Cellular component (GO): plant-type cell wall; plasmodesma
Molecular function (GO): peroxidase activity; heme binding
Source: RefSeq, a predicted model, not a curated record
AUUACCAACAUGCAUUCAUCAUGCCUCAAUCCACCUUUUUUUUCACCAAAAAAAUUUAACUUAAUAAAAUGAUGGCAUCCAGAAUAGGAAUCCUCACACUAGCAUUCCUUUCCUAUGCAAUGCUGGCAUCCGGAUUCUUCCUUCAUAUCCCCGGGCAUCACAGGCCGGGCCACGGCGUUAGGCAUCAUCACGCACGUGAUCACCGAGUUUUUGAUGCUCCGGAGCAUCGCUUCAGGCAUCAUGCACGUGAUCACCGAGUCUUUGAUGCUCCGGAGCAUCGCGAUUUUAUGCACCCUCCCGAAGACGAUCGAGUUUUCGAAGUUCAGGAGCAGCAGAGGGGCCAUAGGGGCCACGGUAAAGAAGACGGCUCCGUUGAUUCGUUACAGCCUCGUGCCAACGAGGCCGAACCCGAAAACGAGCCCGUUUUCCCGGUGCAGGAUCCCAACUCCAAACCCGUGCAAGAACACGAACCCAAGCCCGUGCAAGAACCCGACAACGAGCCCGUGCACGAACUCAACAACAAGCCCGUGCAAGAACACGAACCCAAGCCCAUGCAAGAGCCCGAGAACAAGCCCGUGCAAGGGCCCGGGAAAGGCGGGCUGCGAGAAAUGUUUUACGAGCAGAGCUGUCCCGAGGCUGAGAAGAUUGUGAAUAUGACCAUUCACAAACAUUUUCUCAAGGAUCCAACUUAUGCUGCUGGCUUUGUUCGCCUCUUUUUCCAUGACUGUUAUGUCACGGGGUGCGACGGUUCAAUCCUGCUGGACACGACGCCGACGGGGGAGGAGGUGGAGAAGAAGGCACGGCACAACGGGCCGCUGGUGCGGGGCUUCCAGGUCGUCGACGACAUAAAGGCCGAGCUCGAGAAGGCGUGCCCCGGGGUGGUGUCGUGCGCGGACAUACUCGCGUUCGCCACCCGCGACUCCCUCGUCUACACGGGGGUGCCCGCGUACGCGGUCGCGGGCGGGCGCCGGGACGGGCUGGCCUCCCUCGCCGCGAACGUCGAGGGCAACCUCCCGCUCCCGGACGCCACGGCGGAGGACAACAUCCGCCUCUUCGAGAGAAAGGGGAUGACGCUGGAGGAGCUGGUGCUCCUCGUGGGCGCGCACUCCAUCGGCAGCGCCCACUGCAGCGUCGUGGCGGGGAGGUUCCACGACAGGGCGAAGGAGAGGGACAUCGACAGAGGGUACUGGCUCAAGAUGCAGACCAUGACGGUCUGCCAGAGCGAGGACCAGGACGUGCCGUUCGACCCCUACUCGCACCACAAGAUGGACUCGCGCUUCUACAAGGAGCUGCUCACGGACAAGUCGCUGAUCGAGUCGGACCACAACCUGGCGAGGGAUCCGCGGGCCAACAACGUGAUGAAGAGGCUCGUCGACGACCAGGCCGGGUGGCUCGCCAAGUUCACCAACGCGAUGAAGAAGCUCGGGGAGACGGAGGUGCUCGUGGGAGAUGAAGGAGAGAUCAGGAAGCAGUGCAGAGCUGUAAACUAGGAAAAAUGGGAUUGGUUUGCAUCUUUUUUUGUGAGUAGGAUUCCUCACAUUCUCUCAUCCUAUCUCCACAUCUUUAGUGUAAUUCGUUUCAAGAUCAAUGAAAAUGCUAAAGAUAAAGGAGUUUACGACAAACUAGUUUGCAUUCUUCACAAAUUUAAACUUACAGCACCGCGUCGUCUCCUAAUUGGCUGAUGACAUUCUCUACCGUCGCCAGUAGCUCUGAAAUAUUGAAGUAUCAUUAUUUAUUUGA